ACCGUCCAGAUUCUAUCAGCCAAUCACUUCCUUCCUGUGUGACCUUGGCAUAGAGCGCGGCUUCGUAACGACGUGCAACUUGAGUUUUGGAAAGAAGCUUGUCCAGUUCAAAAGUAUAUCAAGAUAAAUUCCAAAAAUAUCUGUACGCUCAAUCAUGUCGAUGACCCGAACUCCACCGCCAAAACUUCAAAUGAGAACACGAUCAUCACUACAAGUGGAUAACGCGCCACCAUCGCCGCCGGGCGCGGGACGCCGUGAGGAAAACACGGAAGCGGGAAAACGUGGUGCUUCGACAAAUGAAAGUGGAAGUGCAGGUAAUGGUAAAGUGAUCGGGCUGCAAAAAGGUGACAAGACCCCGGGCAAGGCCGGGGAGGCCCAGAGGGAUUCAGCAAUAGCUCAUUUCUCUUUACAACAUUACCAUCAUGAAAACAUCUUAUUAUUAGAAGCAGUAACUUUUUAACUGCAAGAUGCCUACAUCCAGCAAGAUUUUCAAGGGCUAUAGGGCUCUUGGUUUUGUAAGCAAUCAUGUGCCGUUGCUUGUCAGAUACAUACAUAAGAGAAAAGAGAACUUAAUAAUUACAUGCGUUGGGAAGUCUUUCCACACUUAUGCAUGCAGCCGGCUGCAGCUGCUCAGUGUCAGCGAGCCACACGAGGCCGACAUUGAGGUCAUGGCCGCCGACCGAGCGCUCGUCUACACCGCUGUACGGCGCACUGUGCGCGCGUGGAGGCGAGGCACUGAGCUGGUGCACACCUACCCGGAGCACAGUCAGCCGGUGCACCUGCUGCUGCCGUUCGGACCGCACCUCAUCACUGUCGACACGGACAGCACCCUGCGCGUCUGGGACAUCAACUCGGAAGAGCUGUACACCGAGCUAUCAUUCAGUAACUCGUCGUUUCGUGUCACGUGCCUGGCUCACCCGAGCACUUACCUGAACAAGGUGCUGCUGGGUAGUGAGCAGGGCAGUCUGGAGCUGUGGAACCUGCGCACUUCUCGGCGCGUGCACACCUUCACCGGCUGGGGCGCCGCCGUCACUGCGCUUGAACAGGCCCCGGCCGUGGACGUGGUGGCCGUCGGCCUAGCCAGCGGAGAGAUGAUCCUUCACAACCUGCGCUUCGACGAGACGCUGAUGCGCUUCCAGCAGGAGUGGGGCCCGGUGACGUCACUGGCUUUCCGUACCGACGGCCAGCCGGUGAUGAUAUCCGGCAGCACACAGGGUCACGUGGCGCUGUGGGACCUCGAGGAGCGGAAGCUGCUCGGUCAGAUGUGGGAGGCACACCAGGGCUCCGUGACAGGCAUGGCGGCGCUGCCGUCCGAGCCACUCCUGGUCACAUCGUCACCGGAUAACUCGCUCAAGGUGUGGAUAUUUGACAUGCCCGACGGCGGCGGCCGGCUGCUGCGCGCGCGAGGCGGUCACUCGGCCCCCUCCACCUUCAUCCGGUUCUACGACGAUCGGGGCAACAUCCUCAGCGCCGGCCAGGACAGCACCAUCCGCGUCUUCUCCUCCGAGAACGACGCCGUUAGCAGGAGCUUCGGCCAGGCCAGCUACAACCGCAAACUGUCCAAGAAGCGGCGCGCCGGCGUACACGACACGCUCACGAUGCCGCCCGUGGUGUCGCUGGCUGCCUCGACGGUGCGAGAGAAGGAAUGGGACAACAUCGCCGCAGUACACCGUGGCGUGGCUCAGGUCACCACCUGGUCGUUUGACAAACAGCGGAUGGGGGAGCACCGGCUGCUGCCCGACCGGCUCGAGGGUCGCGCCGGACGCGCCGCCGCCGCCACCUGUGCGGACAUCACGGCGUGCGGCAACUUUGUCGUCAUCGGGUACAGCACGGGCCACGUGGACCGGUUCAACAUCCAGUCGGGGCUGGCGCGCGGCUCCUACGGCGACCCAGGUCACGAGGGCGCCGUGCGGGGCGUGGCCACCACUGGGCUGGUCCACCAGGUGCUGUCGGCCGGCGCCGACAGUCAGCUGAAGUUCUGGCGGCUAAAGACGGGUCAGCUGCUGCACUCACUGACCCUGGACGCGCCCGCCGCCAGGAUGGUCCUGCACAGGGAGAGCUCCCUGGCGGCGGUGGCUCUGGACGACUUCUCUGCCUGUGUGGUGGACGCCGACGGGCGCCGGGUGGUGCGCCGGUUCGCCGGCCACGGCGGCCCCCUCACCGACCUCUGCCUGUCCCCGGACGGCGCGUGGCUCCUCACCGCCGGAAUGGACUGCUGUGUGCGCGUCUGGAGCCUGCCCCAGGCGGCGCUGGUGGACGUCCUCCGCACAGACACGGCGCCCACCUCCGUGACGCUCGGUCCAGCCGGUCGUCUCCUGGCCACCACACAUGUAGACGACACCGGGGUGUAUCUGUGGGCCAACCGGACGCUGUUUGACUACGUUAGCCUGCCGCCGCUGCCGGCCGACUAUGUGCCGAGUGUGGCGCCGGCGCCGGGCAGCGCGCCCGAUGACGGCGUGGUGCUGACGGCCGCUGACGAGGAGGAGGAGGAGGAGGAGGUGAAGGUGGACGUGGAGGAGGAGUACGCGUGUCCUCAGCAGCUGGCCGAUCAGUUGGUGACGCUCUCACUGCUGCCAGAGUCGCGCUGGGCGCACCUGCUCAAUGUGGACGCCAUUCUGAAACGUAACAAGCCGAAGGAGGCCCCCAAGGCGCCCAAGUCGGCGCCGUUCUUCCUGCCGACGGUCUCUGGUCUGGAGACUAAGUUUGACCUGUCGGACUCGGUAGCGGGGGAGGGCGCCGCCGACUCUGAGCGGAUCCUGCACCUGGGCGCACUGGCUCCGGUCACCGAGCUGGGCCGGCUGCUGCUGAAGGCGGAGACCGGAGACGACGAGAAUUAUGACGCUGUCAUGACGCUGCUGAAGACCUUCGGUCCGUGGCAGCUGGACUCUGAGCUGCGGCAGCUGGCGCCCGCGCCCGGCAGCUCGCCCAAGCUGCUGCGGCUCUUCCUUAUGACGCUGCAUCACCAGCUGGACUCGUGCCGCGACUUCGAGCUGGCGCAGGCCUACCUCGGACUCUUCCUCAAGCUGCACGGCCCAGCCAUCAGUGAGAGUCUGGAGCUGCGGAAUCUUGUGGACAAGCUGAGCACCAGCCAGGCGGCUGCCUGGGAGCGUCUCCAGGGUCGCAUCAACUCGGCACUCUGCCUGGUCAGCUUCCUCAGGUCGUCCACCAUCAGCUGAUGACGGCGGUGUGGCCGCGCUGUCCUCUAAAACCGGCGGCGGCCACCGAUUUGGCCAGGACAGGGGCUGCGCUCGAUAUCUGACGCAAGGACUAUCGGCCUUUGGGAUGCCGGCGGCGCGCCGGGCCACGGCCGUCUGUGGGAAGUGUUCGGCUGUGUCGGGUCCGUGGAAAUACACUGGUGUGCGACAA
This is a messenger RNA of Amphibalanus amphitrite, 3366 nucleotides long. RefSeq names its product WD repeat-containing protein 36-like. The transcript is spliced from 15 exons. Gene Ontology annotation, biological process: rRNA processing. Gene Ontology annotation, molecular function: protein binding. The coding region runs from base 468 to 3176 and encodes 902 amino acids. Gene Ontology annotation, cellular component: small-subunit processome; Pwp2p-containing subcomplex of 90S preribosome. The record is from RefSeq and is a predicted model, not a curated record. Lineage: Eukaryota; Metazoa; Arthropoda; Thecostraca; Balanomorpha; Balanidae.